Molecule: messenger RNA, 1098 nt
Organism: Trachymyrmex cornetzi
Lineage: Eukaryota; Metazoa; Arthropoda; Insecta; Hymenoptera; Formicidae
Product: putative nuclease HARBI1
Exons: 3
Coding region: 1-1098 (365 amino acids)
Source: RefSeq, a predicted model, not a curated record
AUGGAUAAUGAAUACCUGAAUUACGUUGAGCAGUUUAAACGUACAAUUUUAACUGUUGUAGAAUUAGAAGUUAAAAGACGACCUACAGCCGCAGCAGCUGCUGUGCUACGUUAUAUGCAAAAUGAAAAUCGGCAAUAUUCUAAAAAACAAUGUUGGAUAGCGCCUAUCUUCGAAGAUCGCAAUAAAAGCAGUUUUUACUUUGCAUCAGUCCCGAAAUUAAGUUUAGAAGAUCUUCGUUUCCAUAAUUAUUUUAGAAUAAGUGCAAGUAAGUUGGAGGAAUUAUUGCAAAUUGUUGGCGCAAAACUACAGAAACAGAAUGUUGUUCGGGAAUCCAUUUCCCCACCUGAACGCUUAGCAUUGACAUUGAGAUAUUUGGCAUCUGGCGAUUCUAUGGUGUCGAUGUCCUACCAGUACCUUGUAGGAGUAACAACGGUUAGCAACAUUAUUAAAGAAACGUGUGCAAUAAUUUGGAACAGUUUGUGCCCUUUAGUUUUACCUAGCAGAUUAGAAGAAAAAGAUUGGUUAGAUAUAGCUAACGAAUUUGAGAAAUGGAAUUUUGCGCACUGCAUUGGAGCUAUCGAUGGCAAGCACGUUAUUAUUCAAUCUCCCAAUAACGCCGGCUCAACAUAUUUUAAUUACAAAAACAGCUACAGUAUUAUUUUGAUGGCUAUCUGUGAUGCAAAUUACAUUAUCCGUUUUGUAGACAUCGGAGCCUACGGACGACGCAGCGAUGGUGGCAUAUUUCAAGACAGUGCCAUAGGAAAAGCCUUUGACGAAGGCCGAAUGAAUGUUCCGCAACCGGCCGCUAUUGCAGAUAGUCCUGUGUUACCCUUUUGUCUCGUAAGAGAUAAGGCUUUUCCCAUGAAGCCAUAUUUGCUUCGCCCGUAUCCAGGUAGAGACUUAACACCGGAACAAGCCGUGUUCAAUUAUCGUUUAAGUCGAGCAAGACGAUCAAUUGAAAACACCUUUGGUAUACUUGCCAGUCAAUGGCGAAUAUACAGAAAGCCAAUUAUCGCCAGUCCUACAACUGCCUCAAGAAUAGUUCAGGCACAACUGGGUGCUUACACAAUUGGCUUAGAAAAAAUGAUAUUGAUGUAA